Pieris macdunnoughi is the source of this 822-nucleotide messenger RNA. The record is from the annotation of a GenBank genome assembly. NCBI's taxonomy places the organism in Eukaryota, Metazoa, Arthropoda, Insecta, Lepidoptera, Pieridae.
AUGCUUUACAUACGACAACUUAUAAUAGACAUUGUGCCGGAAGCUCCUAAUCAAUAUUUCAGCGUUAGAAAGGGACAAACAGGCAAAAAGGGCGUAUACCACGCCCCUUCGCUUCCCCACCUUCGCUACCCCUGCGGUGGUAAUUCAUGUAUAAAGGACUUCUACAAAGCAGGGGCACAUAGUUACCCAGAAAUUAAAAAAAAAUUAUAUUCCAUAAUUUUAGUGAUACCUAGAAAGGAAACGGUAUAUGUAGGCAAGACGAAUGUUUAUAUGAGAUACAAAAUAGUUAAUUUGGAUAAAGAGCUCACCUUUGACGCUAUUAUGAAUGUACGUCGAAUCCAACAUUUCAUUGAAUCGUAUACAAGUGAUGAAGCCUUCUUCAUUGGACGAUUGAUUUAUAAAAUUCGUACUAAAUAUACAAGAAUGGUGCGCCUAUACAUGCUUUCGUAUAACAACUUUGAAGACUAUCACCACAAUAAGCACAUUCAUCAUUUAAUGGAAAUUCAACACAUAUCCAUGGAUGUCGAUAGCUUAGUCGAAGUAAUAUUAAAUUUCUUAUGGCCGGGAAAACCAAAACGCCGCCCAAUUGAUAAGCUCCUACCACCUGGGGUUAAAUUACCAAAAGGCGUCGAAGUACCAAAGGUAUUAACUGGCGCACGCAUUGGCAGAGUACUUACAACGCGUGGAAAACCUAUACUAUUUCAAGGUAAUCAUAAAAACUAUGAUCAAGCCAUUGUGAAACUUAACAUAGCUGGGAAAGAUCGGGUCGAUGGGAGGAAUACUGAAAAUAAUGGUGGUGGAUUUGAGUCUGAAAUCUACUAA